GCUGCUACGCCCACAGUCAGAGGGAGACUCACGUACACAGUGCGGCAGGCUGGGGAGGAGGCUCUCUUUAUAACAGUUUUAUUUUGUUUAAAACGGAUAUUUAAUCACAGAAAACACCUGAAAGUAUUGUAAACUGUUGCUGCUCUGGUCUUGAAAUCGUCCUCACUGAAGGUGGAUCAACGUACCUGCUCUCCUCCUCUUCAUCCCCUCAAUAGAUUAGAGGCGUGCUGGUUAACGGAGCAGCUGUGGAUGUGAGCAGAAAGAGGACCACAUCACAUGGGAGUGUGUGCCGGUGUGUGUGAGGGUGUGUGUUCUGGCCUCCUGCCGUCGCCCGCUCUUCCAGGACAGGCAUGGCGGGGGGCAGAGAGCGCGGCUCCCGGAUACAGAGGCCGUGGUCGGUGUACCGGGCAAGCACGUUCGAGCUGUCCAGUGAGAUGAUCGGCCUCGCACUCGCAGGAAAUAGCCAGGACCCAGAUGAGCCUGUGCUGGAGUUCAGUGUCACCUGCACAGACCUGCUGACUCCUGCUUUGGAUCGAAAACCCAACAGCUUUGUAGCAGUGAGCUGCACGACACCACCGCAGGCCUUCUGGACCAAACACGCCCAGACUGAAGUCAUAGAGGGCACCAGUAACCCCAUCUUCCUCAGCAGCAUCGCCUUCUUCCAGGAGUCCAACAUCACGCAGCAGACGCAGGUCAAACUGGCCGUGUACGACGUGAAGGACCGCUCGCAGGGAACGAUGUACAUGUUGGGCUCGGCACUGUUUCCUGUGAAGGAGUUGUUGCAAGAGAGAAGCCACAGAUUACAGCUCGAACUCAGAUCAGCAGAGAACCAGCGGGUGGGGAACGUCACCAUAGCAGCCUGGCAGAUGGAGGAGAGAGCAGAUCAGAGGAUGUCGGUCAGCCGACUGCCGGACAGCAUCAACGGCCGGACGAUGCUGACUGUUGAUGAAAGCCUCACAGAGUCGAUGGGAGUGAGGAUCAAAUACGCCUCACUAUGCAAAGACACCCUGCUGCGCUCAGUGUUCGGAGGCACGAUGUCACGGAUGUACCGCUUCCCCACAACAGAUGGGAACCACCUACGGGUGCUGGAGCAAAUGGCCGAGAGCGUCCUCUCAUUAAACAUCCCCAGACAGUUCGUCAAACUGCUGCUGGAGGAGGACGCAGCCAGGGUGUGUGAGCUGGAGGAGCUGGGAGAGUUAUCCCCCUGCUGGGAGAAUCUGAGGCGACAGAUUGUCUCUCAGUACCAAACGAUAAUCCUCACAUACCAGGAAACACUGUCCAACCUCAACGACUACAGAGGUCCGUCAUUCAAAGCCAGUAACCUGAAGGCGGAGAGAAAGCUCGAGUUUAUGCCAACCAACCUACACGUUCAGAGGAUGAGGGUGCAAGAUGAGCUCGGCUUUGAACACACGUAUGAUGUGAUAACAAUCGGAGCUCCGGCGGCUCACUGCCAAGGCUUUAAAAACAGCGGUUUGAGGAAACUCAUCCAGAAGUUUGAGGAGGCAAAGAAACACGUUUAUGAGGAGGAAUGCAGCGCUCUCUCCAGCUCGCAGUCCAUUGUCUACAUACCCCAGGACAUCGUCAAAGCCAAAGAGAUCAUUGCCCACAUCAACACGCUGAAGACUCAGGUCAGCUACUAUGCCGAGAGGCUUUCCCGAGCCGCGAAGGAUCGAUCUGCCAGCGGCCUGGAGAGGACACUCACUAUUCUAGCUGAUAAGACUCGUCAGCUGGUGACAGUAUGCGACUGUAAGCUGCUAGCCUCAGCCAUUCAGGCCCUGAAUGCAGCACGGCCAGAGUACAUCGCCUCCAAAGCGUCUCCCUCCGCAGACUCAGAACAAGUGGUCCUCCGUAACGACCAGGACACAUUGCUGGCCAAGUGGAGCGGUCGCAACAGUCGGUCCUCGCUGCAAGUAGACUGGCAUGAGGAGGAAUGGGAGAAGGUUUGGGUGAAUGUGGAUAAAUCUCUGGAGUGCAUCAUCCAGCGUGUGGACAAGCUGCUUCAGAAAGAGAGGAGACCCAGCAUCAGCAGUCAGGACAGUGGACAGGCUGACCUGCAGGGCGGUGCCAGCAAGAAAGGUGAUAGACGAGCUUUCUGGAUCAACCCAGACAGUUUAUCACAGGAUUCUCCAUCAUCAUCAUCAUCAUCAUCAUCAUCAUCAUCACAACCACCACCAGCAGCCUCAUCGCCAUCUUCAUCACCCCUACCAUCCUCCUCUUCUCCUCCUGCCCUCUCCUCUGCACGUCCUCCCAGCCCCGAACAAGAAUCCUAUGGAAGCCCGAUAGCUGAGGAGGCAUACCCAGGUGAGUGGAGCGAGGCGUUGUACCCUCUCCUCACCACGCUCACAGAGUGCGUCGCCAUGAUGAGCGACACGGCCAAAAAGUCCAUGGUCUUCCUACUGAUGCAGGAUAGUGCGCCGACAAUAGCCAUGGACCUUUCGCUGCAGUACCGCCGCGACGUCGUCUUCUGCCAGACGCUCACCGCUCUCAUCUGUGGUUUCAUUAUCAAACUGAGGAAUUGUCUCCGUGACAACGGAUUCCUCAGACAGCUCUACACCAUCGGCCUGCUCGCUCAGUUUGAAUCCCUGCUCAGCACCUAUGGAGAGGAGCUGGCCAUGUUGGAGGAUAUGAGUGUGGGCAUCAUGGAUCUUCGUAACGUCACCUUUAAGGUGACCCAGGCCACCAGUAGCUCCGCCCCCGACAUGCUGCCAAUCAUCACCGGUAACAGGGACGGCUUCAACGUCAGAAUCCCGCUGCCUGGAACCAUGUUUGACGCGUUACCUCGAGAGAUCCAGAGCGGGAUGCUGCUGAGAGUGCAGCCGGUGCACUUCAACGUCGGCAUCAACGAGCAGCAGACGCUCGCUGAGAAGUUUGGAGACACGUCCCUGCAGGAGAUCAUUAACCUGGAGAGUCUCUCCAGGUUGAACUCAUAUUACGAGCAGUUUAAAGAAGUCCUGCCCGAGGACUGCCUCCCGCGGUCUCGUUCUCAGACUUGUCUCCCUGAGCUGCUGAGGUUUCUGGGGCAGAACGUCCACGCCAGGAAAAACAAGAACGUGGACAUCCUCUGGCAGGCGGCUGAGAUUUGCCGUCGGCUGAACGGUGUUCGGUUCACAAGUUGUAAAAGUGCCAAAGACCGCACGGCCAUGUCGGUGACACUGGAGCAGUGUCUGAUCCUGCAGCAUGAGCACGGCAUGGCACCGCAGGUCUUCACGCAGGCUCUCGACUGUAUGCGCAGCGAGGGCUGCAGACGAGAAAACACUGUGAAGAACGUCGGAUGCCGAAAGUACGCGUUUAACUCGCUGCAGCUCAAAGCCUUCCCUAAACACUACCGACCGCCUGACGGUACCUACGGGAAAGUCGAAACCUGAUUGGACCAAGGGGGAACUCAGCGUUGGGAAACUAUCGGACAAUUUGGUGUUUUGGGAAGGCCGAGAUCAGUCCGGGUACAAUCAAGACAUAAACUGUUAAACCAACACCCAAGUUACUGUGUCGGAGAGUUUAGAUCGAUUUGCAGCAGAGAGAUACUUACAGAUUUCUCCACCUUUUAGUCAAAUAACUGUUUUUAGAUAAUGUAUUAGCUGCUUAUGCCACAUUAUGCAUAACAAUAAAAGAACGUUUUUAUUUCCUAUUCAAAAUAAGUACAUGAACAGCACUGCCUCACCCUGAAAAAGCACUGAUAUAAUCAAUGUCAAACACUCCAACAUUGAUAUUUAUGUUCUACGAUGGAAAUCGAGACAAAAAUCAUCAACACCACAUGUUCCCAUGUACUCAUGUAUGAAUAAAUAAGAUCAAAACAGACAAUGAAUCAUUGUCAACACACA
Labrus mixtus (cuckoo wrasse) is the source of this 3818-nucleotide messenger RNA. Its product is annotated as inositol polyphosphate-4-phosphatase type I A-like. The transcript has 27 exons. Gene Ontology annotation, cellular component: cytoplasm. Gene Ontology annotation, molecular function: phosphatidylinositol-3,4-bisphosphate 4-phosphatase activity. The record is from RefSeq and is a predicted model, not a curated record. Lineage: Eukaryota; Metazoa; Chordata; Actinopteri; Labriformes; Labridae. The coding region runs from base 351 to 3365 and encodes 1004 amino acids.